Messenger RNA from Leptopilina boulardi, 2692 nucleotides. It is a transcript of the gene Orct, whose product is annotated as organic cation transporter protein-like. Gene Ontology annotation, biological process: transmembrane transport. Lineage: Eukaryota; Metazoa; Arthropoda; Insecta; Hymenoptera; Figitidae. Gene Ontology annotation, cellular component: membrane. The transcript is spliced from 10 exons. Gene Ontology annotation, molecular function: transmembrane transporter activity. The record is from RefSeq and is a predicted model, not a curated record. Bases 414 to 2123 code for a protein of 569 amino acids.
GCAGGACCUGAAAAUUUCAAAGCUUACUAUUAUUGUCAGUUAUACUUAGUGCAAAAUAUGACACAGGAGGGUCGAAUUUUAUUAUUCUUUUAAUAAAAGAAUUUUCUUUCAUUCCAUUUUUUUUUCAAAAUUUCCAAAAAUUAUUUUCUUCAUAUAUAGAAAAUUUUUUUUUUUCAAUUUAAAUAUUUUUAGUUGACCUAAUCCGCACAUAUAUACAUAUAUACAUGCUAAUAUGGAGUCGAGCUUCCUGACAAUGAAGUCUAAAGUAUUGUUUAGUUAGUAGCUUUUUUUCCCUCGAGUAAAUGUGUGUGCUUUAUAAAGUGUUGAAAAAAAAAAUUUAUUAAACAAAUCAGGUCAUAAAUAUUGUCAAUAUAUAGAAAUUAAAUUUAGAAAAUAAUUUUUAAUUAAUAAAAAUGGCAUACGACGAUGUUAUCCUUCGAAUGGGUGAAUUUGGUCGCUAUCAACGUAGAAUUUAUUUGUUAUUAUGUCUUCCUGCAAUUAUUUGUGCUUUUCACAAAAUGGGAGGUGUUUUUCUCGGCAGUAAACCCGACACAAGGUGCCUUCUGCCAGUAGAAAAUCAAUCAAACGCAACAUUUAAAUUGCCCGAUAAUUAUAUAAAUGUAAGCUAUCCAAUGGAGGAAACAAUAAUUGGUGUUAAAAAAAUAAAACCAUCACAAUGUAAAAUGUAUGAUAUAAAUUAUCCAUCGUCUGUGACGACACUGGACCAAUAUGCAUUAUUUGCAGCAAAUAAUCCACGAAAUGUUGUCAUAGCAUGCGAUACUUUUGUUUAUGACAAAAGUAGAUUUACUCGAACAGUAGUGACUCAAUGGAAUUUAGUUUGUGACGACUCAUGGUUAGUAUCAUUUGGAGAUUCUUUAUUUAUGGUAGGUGUUAUGCUUGGCUCAAUAAUAUUUGGUUACUUGUCGGAUAAAUAUGGACGACGACCAAUUUUCUUUUUAUCAUUGGUCAUUCAACUCGUCAGUGGAACUAUCGUUGGUCUUGCGCCAAAUUUUAUCACCUAUGUCAUAUUCAGAGCAAUUAUUGGCUCAACAACAAGUGGCGUUUUUCUCGUUGCAUACGUAAUUGCACUUGAAAUGGUUGGACCGAAGAAAAGAUUAAUUGCCGGUGUUGGUUGUCAAUUAUUUUUUACAUUUGGCUUUAUAUUAACUGCUGGUUUUGCAUAUUUUAUUCGUGAUUGGCAAAUGUUACAAAUUGCCCUCACUCUUCCGAAUAUAUUAUUUUUAGCUUAUUGGUGGUUUAUUCCAGAAUCGGCUCGCUGGUUAUUGACGAAAGGUCAAACACAAGCUGCCAAAGAUUUAUUGCAAAAAGCAUCGAAAGAAAAUGGAAUUGAAAUUAUUGAUGAAACAUUGGAAGUUCUUUUACAUGAUGGUAAUGAAGGAUCAACUCCAGAUGUUAAUGAACCAUCGUUAAUUGAUUUGUUUCGAUAUCCAAAUCUUAGACGAAAGAGUUUACUUAUAUUUUUCAAUUGGUUUAUCAAUAGCGGAGCGUAUUAUGGCCUUUCCUGGGCUUCAUCGAAACUUAGUGAUAAUGAAUUUGUCACUUUUGCUCUGUCCGGAGCUGUGGAAGUACCUGCUUAUUUAUUCCUUAUAUUUACAUUAAAUAAAUGGGGUAGAAAAGUUAUUUUAUGCGGAUGUAUGAUUGCCUCAGGAGUAUUUUUAGUUGCCACACCUUUAAUUCCAUCAGGAAUGGACUGGCUAACUAUCACGUUUGUCAUGAUCGCCAAGUUUGCGAUCACAGCCUCUUAUGGUGCUAUUUAUGUGUUCACAGCUGAACAAUUCCCAACAGUUGUUCGGAAUGUCGGCCUCGGAGCAAGCUCCACAUUUGCGAGAGUUGGAGGUGUUAUUGCACCUUUCAUUAAUCAUCUCGAUCAAACUUGGUUUCCCCUACCGAAUCUCAUUUAUGGUGGGGCAGUUUUAUUCGCCGGACUCUUAUCGCUUUUAUUGCCAGAAACACUUAAUAAAAAAUUACCCGAGUCCAUUCAAGAUGGAGAACAAUUUGGAAUGAAAAAAGAGAAACAAAAGAAGAUGAAAAAAGUUCUGGACCUAAAUGAUAUAUCAUUAAAAUCAGAGAAGACGAAAGAAAACGGAAUUUACGAAAAGUAAAAAAAAAAUUUAGUGUCGAUAUUUUAUUGACAGUAAAAAAAAUUUUUUUUUGGCUAUGCUCAAAGUAUUUAAUAAUUGCAUUCCUGUCACCGACAAUUGGCUAUAAUAGACGAAAAAAAAAAAAAAAAAAAUUGUACAAAUUCUGUGAAUAGGAAAAUGUGCCAAGCCAUAAUGUGCCAAGUCAUAAUAAUUAAUUAAUGUAGAAUAAUAAUUUCUACAUAUAUCAAAAUGAUAUAAUUAAUUGCACACAAUAUCGAAUUUUGAUAUUCAAAAUUGUAUUUUUUUUUUUUUCAACGAAAUCACUUUGCGCAAAAAACACUCCAACAUAUCGUUAGAAAUAAUUCCUAUUGGAUGAAAUCGAUAAAAAUUGAGAUCAACAAUUUUUUUUAGAUUUUAAUUCAUCUAAAAUUUUUAUAUUAACGAAUUCAACAAUUUUUUUCAAUAGGAAUAUUCGAUACCGAAAAGUAUUUUUACAAAUGUAUUCGCAAAGAAAGAAAGAAAGUGUACGUGUGUUUAUACUCUCGAGAGAAGAAAUCGAAACUAGAAAUCAAUUUUUUUUUCUUUUUUUU